Messenger RNA from Colius striatus (speckled mousebird), 6510 nucleotides. RefSeq names its product cell wall biogenesis 43 C-terminal homolog (gene CWH43). Bases 28 to 2133 code for a protein of 701 amino acids. Gene Ontology annotation, cellular component: endoplasmic reticulum. The transcript has 16 exons. Lineage: Eukaryota; Metazoa; Chordata; Aves; Coliiformes; Coliidae. The record is from RefSeq and is a predicted model, not a curated record. Gene Ontology annotation, biological process: GPI anchor biosynthetic process.
AUCCGGGCUGCGCAGCGUCGCGGGGCCAUGGUCGCGCUGUGGAAAGCCGUUCUCUCGGAGACUCUCCUGGGCUAUAUUUCUUGGUCUCUUUACCAUGCACUGCCACCGAUGAUCUACUACUUCCCCCUUCAGACACUGGCACUCACGGGUCUAGAAGUUUUUGCUCUUGCCUUCUUUUCACCAAUAUUCUUGAUAAUUGGCCCCUUUUGGAGGUUGGCUAACAAUAAGUACAUCCUAGCCUUCCUGAGACUGAUUACGAUUGGAAGCUUAGCAUCAUACCAGGCACCAAAUGCUUCAAUUAGGCUAUUCAUCUUGGCCGCAGGUCUCUCCGCCUCACUGCUGGUUCAAACAGUAACGUGGUGGUCAGGAAACAGUUUACAAAGGUUCCUCAGGAUAUGGGGCUUCAUGCUAGGCAAGAUAAUGCUCCUUGUCCUUCGCAUCUGGUAUACAUCACUAAACCCAGUCUGGAGCUCACGAGCUGCCAAUACUGCCAUAUUGACAGUUGGUUUUAUAGCAGCAGUGGAGCGAAUUUAUUCAGAUACAGACAAGAGGAAACAAGAAGCAAACAAAACCAGUAAUGCAGUUAGACAGGCUGUUUCCCACCCUCAUUGGCUUUUGUCAGGGAUUGCUUUUGGCAGCCUCAUGUUCCUCACCCUGUGGAUAUUUGGGGAAGUCUCAUUAAUUUCUAGAUGGGCAGUAAGUGGACAUCCACAGACGGGUCCAGAUCCUAAUCCCUAUGGAGGUACAGUUCUGUUGGGCCUGGCUCAUGGGCUGAUGCUGUCAUUUUGGAGCUGGUCUUCUGUCACCAAUCUUACCUGGUUUCUUGUAGGUGUAGCAUCAUCAGCUGGUCUCCUUUAUUUACACACUUGGAGUGCUGCUGUUGCAGGCAACAUUCUUGCUGUGUUUACUAUGUGUGUGUGGCCUCAACUGACUGGACACUUUGUUAGCUGCCUGCAUCCUGGGAAAGCCAUGAGUACAGCCAUGUUUGCCUAUGUUUUUGAAUUAUUCUUCUGUGUAUGGUGUACAGCUUAUAAAUUUGUACCUGGAGGAAUUUACGCUAGAGAAAGCUCCCAUCUUCUUCUAGGGUUUAUAAUGCUAUGUGUUGGGGCAGGCUUUCUAACAGGACCCAAGAAAGACCUUAGCGCUAUCUUUGAAGUGAAGAGCAACCAAAAGCUGUUAUUCAAAAAGAGUAAAAACUAUAUUAAACUAUUAUUGUGGCUGUUUGUUGGUAUUGGUUUGCUGGGAUUAGGUCUACGUUAUAAAACUUAUCAGAGGAAGUUGGGCCAAUGGAUUCCAAAAAGAGACUUCUCUGCUAUGAUCUGGCCUUUUAGAUUUGGAUAUGACAAUGAAGGAUGGUCUAAUUUGGAAGGAUCAGCUAAUUUACUUAAUCAGACAGGUACAGACUUUAUCACUAUUAUAGAGAGUGAUGCCUCUAAACCAUUCAUUGGAAACAAUGAUCCAACGAUGUGGCUAGGAGAAAAGCUGGGAUUUUACACAGAUUUUGGUCCAAGCACAAGAGAUCAUACUUGGGGGAUUAUGGCACUAUCGAGGUAUCCAAUUGUAAAGUCUACACAUCACCUUCUUCCAUCUCCAGAAGGAGAGAUUGCACCUGCCAUCUCCAUGACUGUCAACUUCACAGGGAAACUGGUUGAUUUUGUUGUUGCCCACUUUGGAAAUGAAGAAGAGGACUUGGACAGAAAACUCCAGGCUAUAGCCGUCUCAAAGUUAUUGAAGACUAGCUCUAAGCAAGUUGUAUUUCUAGGGUACAUCACUUCAGCUCCUGGAUCCAGAGAUUAUACUGAAUUAAUACAAAAUGGAAAUGUCCAGGAUAUUGACAGUACAGAUCACGACAGAUGGUGUAGCUAUAUUAUGUAUCGUGGAGUAAUAAGGUUGGGCUAUGCCCGCAUAUCUCAUGCUGGUUUAAGUGACUCAGAAGUCCAGAUGGCCAAAUUUAGGAUCCCAGAUCAGCUGGAUAGCUAUGUUGACAAUGACAGAAUUGUCAUUGAUCCCAGCCAAGUUCCUGAGGACAUCCACUUCAAUCCCAGGUUUGGAUCUUAUAAAGAUGGACAUAAUUAUGAGCACAUUCAUCACUUUCAUAUGAGCACACCUAAAUAUUUUAAACAGACAAAUUAGCAUGAGAAAAUAACGUAUAUCACACACCACAAAGAAAGGUUUGUUGCUUGAAAAUGAAUUGGCAGCCAAAAAGAUGACGUUAAGGGUGAGCAACUCCCAUGCUGUAUAACACUCUGAAUGUUUGUGUAACAGUUGAUGACUCUUCUUUAGGGAGUUAUCACUGGGAGAGUGGGAAGGUCUAUGCAUUUUGAUAAACUGGUAUCUACCUGGGCCAGAUAUCUGCUUUGUAAGCAGCAAAGCAAGGGCAGUACUUGCUUUGCUUACUUGUACAGUAUUUACUUGCUUUGGCAGAAAUUUCAACUUUUUUUUUCAAGGUAUCCUAUACUGUGCUAACUGUUUCAGAGUUGAAUGUAUCUAUCCAGAUCUUCUUUAGGGUCCGGCUAUGACCCCUUUCCUCUCCUGGCAGCUCACUGAAGCAAUCACCUGCAAGGGAUUUCAACUGAUUUCCACAAUUUUUAGAUGACCGAGACAAAGCAGAAUGUUGUGGUAGCAUAGGUAACCUGCUGGUACAUGCUGCAGUUUGUAGUCCUGCUCCUAUGGCAGUAAAAAUUUUGGCCUUAGGCUUUUCAAAAUAGGUAUGAGACUAAUGUUUUUGGUUUGUUUUUUUUUUUUUUACUUGGGAGAUAUGCAGUAACUAUGUGUUUGAAGAGUGAGCAUUUCUGUCUUACUGAAACAUACUUAUAUCUGCUUCUAUUCCACAUUUUAUUAUUAAGUUUUAUUAGAACAAUUUACAGAUGUUCAUAAUAUUAGAGAAAAAGUGGGGGCUUUUACAGCCUUUUUUAACAGGACAUUAGACACUGCAAUGCUUUUACAAAGGGAAGAGUAAAGUACUUCGAUUAUUUAUGAGAUGCUUGUGUGAAAACACUGCGGAAGAUGUAAGAAAAGUUGAUGACAAUUUUGAUUUUAAAUGAACUCUAAUAAAAUAAUUUUCUUCCUUUGCUAGCACUACACUUCAGUGGGACUAGUGGAACUGAGAAAUGAGGCUUUUUUUUUGACCUAGGCAGCAAAUUACCUACUAAUUAACAUGUGUAACAUAAUGUAAAAUGUUGUGUUUUCUGGGGAUCUCUUGUUCAAUGCUGUUAUAUUUAACUCCUUGUCCUUCAGUGUGUGUGCAGAGCUUCCCUUAGACAGAGGACAUCUUCAGUGUUGUCCAAAGGAAAUUUCAUGCUUAUGAGAAACCUGUGAUUUACCUAAAUAACCCCCUUAACUUGGAAACCACACUUGUGAUGUUGGUAGUUAGUACUGUGUUUUUUGCAGUAGUGCCUAAACAUACUGUAACUGAAAGGAGUAAGACAUGUUCCAGGGAUGAGGGUAGGUUUUUUCUCCUCUAAUUCUCUACCAUUGUGCUUUUGAGAUCAGCUGGAGCAUACUCAAUUCUAUUGUUUCUCUAUGUAAGCAAAUACAGGACUUGGUUUUUGUUCUGUGAGUCAGGUAACUGCUGCCAUCGACAAGCUUGUUCUUUAUCACUCUUUUUUUUUUUUUUUCCCCUGGUUUUUUUGGACUCUGUUUCUGAGAGUGAAACACUUCUCUGAUCUUUGUGAAGGACAGGAUAUUUGAAUAGCACUUGAGGAAUACAUGGACACCACAAUUUGAGCUAACAGAUGGUGUUAGAAAGCUUGACUUUGUAGUUACAAUUAACCAUCACUGUUGAAUUAAUUUACUUCACACCUAAAGGUGCUGUCUUUGUCUUUCCAAACCCAGGUACAUCUAAUUAAACAUUCGGUUUAGACAUCUUUUGGGUAGGAUUUGAAACCAUUUGAACUUGUUCUCUGUGUGACUCUAGCAGGACAGGAUCAAUUAGGUUUUGAGGUGACUUGCUUGCACUUUUGUCAGUUUUCUUGUGCAAACACCAGCAGCCUCUGUCUCUCCCUUCUCCCAAUGUGCAACAGCAGCUGACACUGACACCAACAUUGCAUAGCAGCACUGAGUAUCCUCACUUCUUUGCAGCUCUGACACAUGUCCAGCCACAGGUUUGCCUUUCCAUAGCCUGUAGGAAACACUUUGACUUGCCACAUUGCUUAACAUUCUCUGCAGGAUGAGUCUGCAUAUACCUUGUGAUGUGAGCACUUUAUUCAUAUGAAAUGCAGAAAGUGAGACUAAUAAAAAGCUUGAAGAACCUUUUUUUUAAACAAUUCAAAAACAGAAUCAGGGUAUUUCUCAAGGAGUCAGACACCAAAGCUUGACUUGCAUAACAGAUCAGACUGCAUGUCAUCUCUGUAUGUUAUCUUCAAAGCCUGUGACCAUAUUUGGAUGGAUUUCCACAGCAUUUAAAAAUGUUUGCCUCAUUGGAAAUGUUCAUAUAGACAUUGACAAAAUCUAAAAUUUGAAUAUUCUCCUCUUCUGAGUAGCUUGUGUAAUACCAUGUUGGUGAACCCACACCUCAUAAUGCCUAAUAUCAGAAAACACUGUCUGCAGAUGUAAUGAGUAGCAAGUAUUUGUUGACAUUGUUUUAUCAGAAUUGCUAAGAAGGACCAUGACCACAAACUGUUUAUACACUGCUUCUACAACUGUGGUUCAAACUGGGAAGCUAAAACUACACUUGUCCUUGAAUCUGUAUCCUGAUCUAAUCUGCUCUAUCUGACAAGUUUAGAAAAAUGUAACAGUACGUCUCUGGGUUUCAAUCACUGUGUUUCAAACUAUGAAAGAAAUGUGCUAGAACAGGUCCUGCUGCAGGGGUGUGUGACUAAUCUUGCUGUUUUCUAAUCAUACUCUCUUCAUCUCAGCUUUCAUAAGAAGGUAUGUUAUGAAAGAGAAAGUUUGUGGAAAUCUAACUAUGCAUACAGGGACAGCUUGAAAGGAUAAAAUGAAUAAAAUAGGCAUUAUUUUCUAAAGGUUUGAACUCUCACUGGCAGUAAAAGAUCUAGAUUAUAUAGAUCUGUUUUAUAAAUAAUACAUAUUCUGUUGUACUCCUAAUUCCAUCCUGUCUGACAUUCUGCAUAGGUCAGUUCAGUUUCUUGGAAUAUACAGAGAGCAGUACAUUAGGAGUCUACGAGUGUGUAUCUCAGAAUAAGAGAGGACUCUAGGUAACAUGUAAGACAGCAGCUCCUGAGAGUAAUUGUCUUGGCUUCUUCAGCAGGGUGGAGAUUCAAGUCUCCACUUACAUACAUUCGUGCUUUCUACAUGUAUUGUAAGCUUAUCUCCAGGAGCAGUGGCUUUGGUGUUGCUACAGUGUACACUGAAACCUGGGAGCUGCAGUUCAAAGGUCUUGUGCUAAGAAGGACUUGAAAUUGUUAUUUCCCAUUUUCAAGAAGAGUGUUGCAGCUACAACCUCAUUAAACAAAAAUUGGGCACACCCUUUGGUUUUGAACUGGGGUUGGAGUUAUUGAAACAAGCUGGAUGCAGCUGAAGUGUGCAGGUGACCAACUCCUGAGUAUCUCACUUAGAACACUGAAAAUGUUCAGGGUCUUCUGAUGACGGUGAGGAAGCUUCAUGGCUGCAGACAAAGGUUUGUUUUGGUGCACCUCCAGGGUUCAGGCAGAAAUUGUGAGCUGUGCUCUUAAGCUUAGAGCUUCCUAAUUACGAAUUAAGCAGGAUUUUUGAAAAAUUCCAAACUGCAAAGGAAACAUAAAUCCAGUUGAACGGUUUAAAUAUGAGCUACCAGCAACGCUGAAACAUGUUUUUUCUUAUGUAUGUAAAGUUACAUUUGCAGGGUGUUACAAAAGGACCCUCAGUGUCAAAGUCGUGUGUGUGAAGAGAAUGUAACGGAACAAGCCUUUUUACUUCAACAAGCAGCAUAGUAUGAGUCCAUGGGACAGGACAAUUAAGAUGAUCUGAAUUGUUUAAUGAGGAGUGGUUUGAAAGCAGUGACAUAAUCUGCAGCUGCUACGUUCUGCCACCUGAGGUCCUCUUUUCUCCCUGAUCAGUACCGUUCUGCUGAUACCGUGCAAGAAUAAUGGACAGGUGAAGUGUUUCAUUGUAACUCUAAAAGUGAAAAAUCUUUUCAGAAGUAUAACAUUAAGGUGUUUGUAUUGACUCGGGUAUCAGUUACUUUUUCAUAUCUGCAAAUGAUUUAGAACUGUGAUUGCUGGGCUUCUGGUAGACAAGUUUCUUUUUUUACAAUGCCUUGUACUGUGCUGUGUUACUGCUUUGUUCAUGUUCAGCAAAUUAUGCUUCGAUAAUGUUUUUAUUUUCACUACAAUUCUCUCCCCCCUCUGAAUUGUACAACAUAAUGUCUUGUGAUUCUGAUGCCUAAAAUUAGCUUUCUAAGCAAAGCAAGAUAAAGAAAUGUAUUUGAGAGAUGCAGUGGUUUUAGCAAUAUGGAGUCUGAUAUUCUUUGGAAACAGAGGGGAUCCUCUUUCUCAAAGAUGCUUACACUAUGUUUCUGAUUGCGAAGAAGGUAAAACUAAGUAAAUGGCUCCUCUUUCUCACGUUAAGACA